AUGCUCCUGAAUCUCUUUCUCUUGGUGCCUUUUCUGGCCUCGUUGCGCCGAUCCGAGGGCUCGUAUGUGCCCUGCGAACCGUGCGACCAGAAGGCGCUGUCCAUGUGCCCGCCCGAGCCCAAGGGCUGCCAGCUUGUGAAGGAGCCCGGCUGCGGCUGCUGCCUCACAUGCGCGCUGGCGGAGGGGCAGCCGUGCGGCGUUUACACCAGCACAUGCGCACUCGGUUUGCGCUGCCUGCCGCGGGACGGAGAGGAGAAGCCGCUGCACGCACUGCUGCACGGCCGGGGACUGUGCACCAACGAGAAGGGCUACAAGGCGUCGCAUCCGCCCGUGGAUCGCGAGUCGAAGGAGCACGACGAGGCGGUGAAGGCCGACGCCCCGGAGGAGCCGCUGCCCCCCGCCAAAGUGCCCAUCUACCCCAAGCAGGACAUGAUCAACAGCAGGAAGCAGGCGGCCAUGCUGAAGGAGAGGAUCAAGCAGCAGGAGAAGCUGAGGUCCGUGGGGCCGCCCGACUUCCCGCCGCUGCAGGUGGACAAACACGAGACCGAAUUCGGUCCCUGCAGGAGGAAGCUGGACGGGAUCAUAAAGGGGAUAAAGGACACGCCCCGCGUUUUAGCUCCCGCGCUUUACCUGCCCAACUGCGACCGGAAGGGAUUUUUCAAGCGCAAACAGUGCAAGCCCUCCCUCGGGCGGAAACGGGGCAUCUGUUGGUGCGUGGACAAGUACGGCGUGAAGCUCCCCGGCACCGACUACAUGGGCGGGAACAUCCAGUGCAAAGACCUGGAGAACAUCAACAACAGCGAGUGAGGAGGGACCCGCCGCCGCCGCCGCCGCCGCCCGAGCCGGGGGGCCUCGCCUCCCUCUUUCCUUCCCGCCCGUCCGCCGCCCGCCAGUCAGAUUUUUCGACGCGAUAAAGAAUACAUGCACGAACAAUUCGAAUUACGAAUACGCUAAACUGAGGAAAACACAUUUUAUAUAAAACAAACUACACGACGAGAAUCUUGUUUCGGACUGAGCGCUCGGCUCUGGUUUCUGGGACGCGCUCAGUCGGAGGGCGUCCGCGUUGAGCUGGGUUCCAGCUUAAGAUUUUAAAUAUGAAUAUAUAAAUAUAAAUAUAUACCUGUAAUUCUAUAUUUUUAUAAAAGCCAGGGUGUGAGCACUAUAUUGUUGAGAUACGGUGAAAGGAGAUGUGGUAUGUGGAUUAUCUCAGAGCUAUCUCGCUGUUUUACAUCGUACGUUUGUGAUUGUGGUAUCAGACACGAUAGCUUGAACGCUUUACCAUCAGGAGAAUUUAUAUAUAUAUAUUUUUUUUGUGGUAUAUUUUCCAAAAAAACAGGAAUAGUGACGUUCUGAUCUCUAUUCGACUCCUGUCAGAGCACUUAUUGGUUGGGAAACCUGCUUGGAAAUGUGUAACUUCACCAAGUUCGAUGUGUGUGUGUGUGUUCAUGAGUGUGUGUGUGUGUGUGUGUGUGUGUGUGUGUGUGUAGUAAACAUGUAAACAGAAACACGACAGGCGCUUUGUUAAAAGCGAAACGGCGUCCCUCGUUUCCCCUGAUGCCUCAACAGUACGUCUGCGGUGAGUUCCCGAUGCCCCCUGUGGUGGUCGUGUGUGAGCCAUUAUUAUUCCCCUACCAACCCGGUCUCCGAGGGACAGAGAUACGAGGUGUCGGAAACCCCGUUCGAUGCCCUUUUUACCGACGUAGCUCGCCCAAAAUACCAACUGUGCCUGUGUAACACGAAGCUGGCAUGAGGAGGCAUCCAGGUGGACGGACUGCGGCUGCCCUGUGCCCGACGUCCUCUCGGAUUCCCUCUUCGAACAGGCAAAUGGAAAGAAACAAAAGGAACUUAUUUGGCACUACUUUAUUUGUGGAUGCAUUCACCUAAAGUGGAAGAGUUGGCGUCGGACACAGGGCACCGUGAAGUACAGAUCCUAACCCACUAAGCCGACUUUCCGCGUUCCAAGACCGAUAGUUCUCAUUGAAAUGGGUAAAAUCUUGAACCUGAACUUAUUUGGCACUACUUUAUUUGCUCAUGCAUUCACCUAAAGUGGAAGAGUUGGCGUCAGACACAGGGCACGUUUUGGAAUUAUCUGCCUUCUGUGAAGUACAGAUCCUAACCCACUAAGCCGACUCGUCAGCCGCGUUCCAAGACCCAUUUACCCAUUGAAAUGGGUGAAAUCUUGAAUUUGAACUUAUUUGGCACUACUUUAUUUGCUCAUGCAUUCACCUAAAGUGGAAGAGUUGGCGUCAGACACAGGGCACGUUUUGGAAUUAUCUGCCUUCCGUGAAGUACAGAUCCUAACCCACUAAGCCGACUCGUGAGCCGCGUUCCAAGUCUGAGAGUUCUCAUUGAAACGGAACCAUUUUCAUUUCUGCUGCCUGGCACGACUGCAGCUUUAGGUUCCCGCGGGGCAUCACUGGCGACAGAGGGCGCGUUUCGUUUAGCGCCGGUGUGCGUCCUAGUGCCUUUCUGCAUCUCACACAGAUGCAUUCGAACGGCGACGUGAACGUUACACACAAGCCAAGGGGAUGGAACCUGAACCAGGCUGACCUUUCUGUACUGACGAGGGUCCUCGCUCGCUUUCGAAGACGGCUUAUCGCGGUACAGCUCGUUCCGGUUGCUGCCCGCUCACUGCCAGCUCGGACUGGCGCGUUUCUGCGUCUCACGUAUUUUCUGUGCUUUGCGAAUGAGCUGAAUUUGACAGAAUCGGACGGAGAGCGCAAACGUAAACGAGGGUUUGAGUUCGAGUCGUUUUGGUGAAGCUGAACGGGAACGCAGAUGCCACACGGCGAGCUUUAGCAGAAAGCGGCGAGAAAAGCCACGCCCGGUUACGCCGGUUUGGAUCAGAUCUCGUUACAGAGCCCGUGUGAUCGUAGUUGCAUGGCUGGGAGGGGACAACGAUGUCAAAUACGAUGGCAUAGCAGCUUUAGACGCCAAGCUACACCCAGCUCUCGCUUUUUAGUGCUGCGUCUUUUAUUUUUUGCUCUCGAUAGCUGCACCACCACCAGUGCUGCCACUCCGUGGGAUUUGGGCGAUCGACUUGGGAUUUAGGGAAUUUGCCAAGUGAUCUUGGGAUUUUUGUGGCGAGAUCUUGGUGGCAACACUGACCCAGCGAAUAAACGUGACCCUCUAAAGAUGUGGAGAGAAAAGAGGAGCGAUCUUCCGAGAGCCGUAACCAGACCCCUCCGAGACGUCCGAAGCGAGUAAACGAGGAGGCAGCCACCAUUGGUUCACUAUAUUGCACAAACGACCUUCCAAAGGAAGGCGGGAACAUUUGCCAGGUCCUAACCUCCGUUCGCAGGUCCUAACCCCCCCCCCCCCCCUUCAGCUUUUUGUUUUUACUUCGUUUUGAAAGCAGCUUGCACUUACGUACACGUCUUUCUCCGAGCGGCCGCGACUCCAAAGCCGAGCUCAGAUCGAGGCUCCGGACGCAAACCUCACCCGAGGACUUUUUGACAGGGGCUUCGGUGGCCCGGGCCUGACAGCCGCCGCAUUCAUGUGGUGGCGGUAUUAAAAAAAAAACACAAAAAAACGAAAACAGCGCUACGACAGCUAUCGAUAUCGGUCCCAUCCUUAUCUACUCUUACAGCUACCAGGUGACGUGCCAGCAUCCGUGGCACCCAGGGAGAGGGAGAGAAGGCGAGAGCCCUGCCAGGCAGUGAUCGGGGCGGAACAAGAACACACCACAUCACACAAGACACACUAGAUACCGUUAGCAUGCUAGGUUUACGGGAUUCUCGGGGUCUGCGAGGCAGGUACCGUGUGGUACCGCGAGGCAACCCGGUCCUCCAAGGGGUCUGUCUGAAAAUCUAGUGAGAAGAGGGCGUGUCUAAAUUCUUAGAUUGCUUAAAAUGCUCCGUAUGGAGGCGCCUCAAUUCCGAGUGAUAAUCCGACCGAAUAACGACGCAGCCUCACGAGGUUUUCAGACCGACCCGACGUCGGCGAGGUUUAUCGGCACGUCCCGGUACCUCCGGCAGAUCCCGAGCGUCUGAAGCGGUUAGACUACAAUAUUCAGGACUCACUCUACAGUAGUACUCCAGCGUCGUCUCUUUCCGAAUGCAUAACAGCUUCUUCUCGUUUUGAUUUCUCCCUGUUUUUGUUUUGGUGGAUGAGAAACGACUCGAUCGAUCACCUCGACAUGUGGCCUAACUCGGCGUUCGAAACAGAUAAAUAAAGAAAUAAAGAAAUAAAAUAAAAGAGCUAUUUGUGGCAGGAGGAAAACGUGAAAACGUUCAGCAUUUGGAACUCUUAAAAUCAAUAAAAAAAAAAAUAAUAAUAAAAAAAAAAAAGAACGAAAAAGAAUGAAAAAAAAAUCUCAAAUUAUUAAAAGUGAAUAUCACUGUGUAAUAUUUAUUCUACUUGUAAUUUAUGUACUCUUUUAACCUUUGUCCUUUUUGUUAUGACAAAGCAUUUAUUUAAAUAAAGUUAUGUAUUCGUUUAGA
Molecule: messenger RNA, 4442 nt
Organism: Trichomycterus rosablanca
Lineage: Eukaryota; Metazoa; Chordata; Actinopteri; Siluriformes; Trichomycteridae
Gene: igfbp5b
Product: insulin-like growth factor binding protein 5b
Exons: 4
Coding region: 1-807 (268 amino acids)
Biological process (GO): regulation of insulin-like growth factor receptor signaling pathway
Cellular component (GO): extracellular region
Molecular function (GO): fibronectin binding; insulin-like growth factor II binding; insulin-like growth factor I binding
Source: RefSeq, a predicted model, not a curated record